AUUCAAAAUUACGUAGGUGCCUACUGAAAUCAUGAGCCGCUGAUAAUGUAACAUCUGCCGGCUCCCAGACUCCUGUCCUUGGGACCUCAUGCAUGCUGCCUGGUCCGCCGCCACGCCGCGGCAGAGCUGCUCUGGUGCGGCCCGCAGACACCAUGGGCUGGCGGGGACCGGUCCAGCUGGUGCUGGUGCUGGUGCUGUUGCUGACUCUUUGUGAUGGUGCCACCACAAACCAGCCGCAUAUCGUCUUCAUUCUGGCAGAUGACCUUGGUUACAACGACGUGUCGUGGCACAACCCCGACAUCCUGUCCCCGACGCUGGAGGCUCUGGCGAGAGAGGGUGUCAUUCUGGAGCAGAACUACGCCCAGCCGCUCUGCACUCCCUCCAGAAGCGCGCUGCUCUCCGGCAGAUAUCCCUUUCACGUUGGUAGACAGUAUGGCGUCCUGAGCCCGCACAUGCCGACGGGUCUGACCAUCAACGUCACCCUGCUGCCGGAGCGGUUGAGGUCGGCCGGCUACAGCACACACAUGGUCGGCAAGUGGCACCAGGGCAACUGCGCGCCAGAGUACCUGCCACAUCACCGCGGCUUCGACACCUUCCUGGGCUACUGGUGCGGCCAGCUGGAGCAUUACAACCACACCGUGCAGGACGCACUGGACUUUUGGGACGGCGAUCGGCCGCUGCCGGAGCUGGAUGGCGUCUACGCGACUUCUGUGUUCACCGACAGGGCUGAGAGCAUCAUCAAAGAGCACAAUGCCAGUCGGCCGCUCUUCAUGUAUCUGUCCGCCCAGAACCCCCACGCGCCUCUGGAGGUUCCAUCGGAAUACGAGGAGCUAUACCCGGCCACGAUGAACGCCGACCGUCGCACCUACAGUGCCAUGGUGACCGCCCUGGACGACUCGGUCGGACGAGUGGUGCAGGCCCUCAAGGAUGCCGGCCUCUACAGCAACUCGGUGAUUCUGUUCGUUACAAUGACGUGUCGUGGCACAACCCCGACAUCCUGUCCCCGACGCUGGAGGCUCUGGCGAGAGAGGGUGUCAUUCUGGAGCAGAACUACGCCCAGCCGCUCUGCAGUCUGCACUCCCUCCAGAAGCGCGCUGCUCUCCGGCAGAUAUCCCUUUCACGUUGGUAGACAGGAUGAUGUUCUGAGGCCGCACAUGCCGACGGGUCUAACCCUCAACGUCACCCUGCUGCCGGAGCGGCUGAGGUCGGCCGGCUACAGCACACACAUGGUCGGCAAGUGGCACCAGGGCAACUGUGCGCCAGAGUACCUACCACAUCACCGCGGCUUCGACACCUUCCUGGGCUUCUGGUGCGGCCAGGUGGACCAUUACAACCACAGCGUGCAGGGCGCGCUGGACUUUUGGGACGGCGAUCGGGCGCUGCCGGAACUGGAGGGCGUCUACGCGACUUCUGUGUUCACCGACCGGGCCGAGAGCAUCAUCAAAGAGCACGACGCCAGCCGGCCGCUGUUUCUCUACCUGCCCUUCCAGAACCCCCACGCACCUCUGGAGGCGCCUGCCGAGUACGAGGAGCUGUACCCGGCCACGAUGAACGCCGACCGGCGCACCUACAGCGCCAUGGUGACCGCCCUGGACGACUCGGUCGGACGAGUGGUGAAGGCCCUCAAGGACGCCGGCCUCUACAGCAACUCGGUAAUUCUGUUCGUGGGUGACAAUGGAGGAAGUGUCUUUAGCUAUACUGAUUCUAAAACAAGCGAUGGGGGCAACAACUACCCCUUACGAGGGGAGAAGGGCACGCUCUGGGAAGGCGGCACCCGCACGCCGGCCUUCGUCCACUCCCCGCUGCUGGAGCGGGCCGGCUACGUCAGCCACGAGCUGAUCCACAUCACCGACUGGAUGCCGACGCUGCUGCGGCUGGCCGGAGCCAGCGCCGACGGAGACCCCCUGGACGGCUUCGACCAGUGGCCCAUGCUGAGCGCCGGCCAGCCCAGCGCGCGCACAGAGAUGGUCUACAACAUCGACGAGAAGCUGCCGAAUGCAGCGCUGCGCAUCGGCGACAUGAAGCUGCUCUGGGGAGACAACUCCGGCUCCAGCGACUGGUACCCGGUGCUGGAGGCCCUGCCGGACUCCUCCGAUCGCGCUCCGGCCAGCGCGCGGCGAUCGGUCCGCUCGAGUCUCGGCAGUCUCGGCGAGUACCCGGUCUACCUGUUCAACGUGACGGCCGACCCGACCGAGCGCCUGGACCUGUCGUCGCUGAUGCCGGAGACGGUGCAGGCGAUGCUGGAGCGUCUGCUGGAGCUGUCGAAGGAGCUAGUGCCGGCCGACGUGCCCUUCCCCGACCCGCGUGGUCACCCGGUGGACGGGGUCUGGACCACCGGCUGGUGUAAGCCCUACUGAUUUAAAUGUUUUUGUUUCUUUGGCUCAUUCGGUAUGGCGACUGAAUACGAGAUCUAAUGUUCAGGGCAUCAGAUGGCUAUACGGCCCAAAGAGAUGUCAUAAAUUAAACACCAUUCGUAAGGUUGUUCUAUUAUUUUGCGUAGUUCUCCCUCGAGUUUACAGUUUUUAUCCGGAAAAAACGAAAAAUGUUGUUCAUGGCCUACGAUAGCCAUUCGCCGGUGUCUUGAUAAUCUUUUUGAAGCUUAAAGACAACAAAUAACACUAGCAAUAAGCACUUUUCAUGGCGACAAUAUUGUGAUACGCAUUGCAUACCAUGGGGAUGUGAGGGCCGUCUUACUCUCUGAGGGUAAAUUAUGGCCUCGUAUCGUCUACCCAUUCAUUCAAUAUAAUCACCCAGAACAGGUU
This is a messenger RNA of Amphibalanus amphitrite, 2762 nucleotides long. Its product is annotated as arylsulfatase B-like. The record is from RefSeq and is a predicted model, not a curated record. NCBI's taxonomy places the organism in Eukaryota, Metazoa, Arthropoda, Thecostraca, Balanomorpha, Balanidae. The coding region runs from base 93 to 2357 and encodes 754 amino acids. The transcript has 8 exons.